AUGAAGGGAGUGACGAAGGCAGUUGAGUGCACGGGCUUGCGCGAUGGUGGCUGGGUACUGGCGGUCCUUGUGGACCCGAGUGGAGACAGACCGCCCGUGAGUGAUGAUUGCGUCGCCCGAAUGGUGUCGAUUGGCAGUGAAGGAGGGCAAGUUUUGGAGAUGCUGGUUGUGGGUAGUUUCGACGAGUCUUCUCGGAAAUAUCCCCCGACUUUGGACGGGGUCCUCGAUUGGUGUCGAAGGGUGCGCAUUUACCAUCCGAAAGUUCAGUCACCGAAAGAUGCCGAAGACUCCAAGUGCGUCGAGCGCCUGUUUGCCGAAGCCCUUAAGAAAUACUUUCAAGGCGUAGAUUUGUCUACAGUGGAGGAGAUAUGGCAGGAAGCCUUCGGCAAGAAGUUACAGCGCGAACGUGUAAACAACGAACUUGUUGACACCGAAAAUGUUGGGGAAGACAGCGGUGAAGUAGGCGAGCGGUUGGAAGUGUUAAGCGCCAGGUUGUUGACGCGAGCGGAGCGGGACCAACUCGCCCCUCAGGUGGCGGAUGACUGGAUACCGGCCAUCGACAAGUCAGUACAAGAGUCGGACGAAGGUCGACACUGGCUGCGUCACCGCGGGGUACCCAACUGGGUGGAGGUGUUGAGUACUGUUGUGGGUGGUGGUCUAGUGGCAGCCUGGCUCUGGCGUCAGGAACAAGCUUCUGCGUCGAGCUACGAACCCCUUUCCGAGUCAUCACUAACGUCGUUGCAAAUUGUAGGGGACGUUUGCAAACGCGCGUUCAACACUACAGCUCAGCAGAUGCAGCCGGUAAGCAACUUCCUCUGGGCGCGACUGGGUGUGGAUGUGUGCAACGGUGAUGGGUAUGGAGGCCGGCUUGUUUGCACGACGACACACCAUGCAGAACCUGUUUGUCACUCUUUCGGUCUCCCAACCAAGUUCGAAUUGACUACCGUCGGGGAGGCAGUCGAGCGUUUGCUGGCGCCUGCUAUGUGUGCGAUCGACUGCAACAACAGACAAGAAAGCACCUCACUCAUUCAACAGAAAACCGCCACGGAGCUUGCUGCCACAAUCCUCAACAAAGAUGUCAGCAAUUUGGGACCCGAAGGUCUGCAAGCAGUAGGAAAGGAAAUUCACGCCCGGCUCAACCAACAACUGGGGUGCUCACCGGUCUGCUUUUACGACACGUGUAAGUACAAUCCCUUCGAGCCCAAUACGUCCCAUUGCGACUGCAAGGCGGCACUCUUCCAAUGCGUUAUGAUGCACGCUACGGAUAACAAAAAGCGCCGUUUCUUCAACGCAGACGCACUACUUGACUUCAACACGAAUCCAGGGAAAAUGGCCGAACACAGCACCGCUCGAACAAGCGACAACAUCGUUCGAUGCGAACUAAAAUGCUUUUCUGAAAAUCCAACUUCUUGA
Molecule: messenger RNA, 1413 nt
Organism: Gregarina niphandrodes
Lineage: Eukaryota; Apicomplexa; Conoidasida; Eugregarinorida; Gregarinidae
Exons: 1
Coding region: 1-1413 (470 amino acids)
Source: RefSeq, a predicted model, not a curated record